UGUGACAUUUCAAAUAAAGCUACAUGGCACUACCUGGUCCUGGACGCACAUUGGCCAUCUUUCCACAUUAUUUUGGUGCGUACUGGGAGCCGAAGUUCCAACUCCAAACCUAAAUAAGAUCCGUUUUCAGUGAGAAAGAAUCAGAUUUUUCCACAAGUGCAAAGAUGCAGCUGCACGUACGAGGAUUGCGCACACACGUUUUGGACGUCCAGCCGGACGACAACAUUGCCCAUGUGAAAGCCUUGGUGGCCGGACUGGAGUCUGCCGACGUGAGCGAGCUUCACCUGUACUGCGAGGGUAAACCGCUGGCCGAAGAUGCCACCGUGGCUCAGCUGACCUCGGUCGAGCUCGAUGUCGCUGUGAACCUGCUCGGUGGUAAGGUGCACGGUUCGCUCGCUCGUGCCGGCAAAGUGAAGGGACAGACACCGAAGGUUGAAAAGAAGGAAAAAAAGAAGAAGAAGACUGGUCGCGCUAAGCGACGCAUCCAGUACAACCGGCGCUUCUCGAGCGUGGUCCAGGCGUACGGACGUCGCCGUGGUCCGAAUGCAAACUCGGCCUAGGCGCGAGCGAUGGGAACGACGGGUCAACGCGCAAACUGCUGAGCGGUGAAUGAUAGGCGAUAAAAGCAAUCCUCGUCGCGUUUGUCUUACUACGAUGGAACGUGGAAAUUGGGUCGUUGAUGAAGCACACAACACCCGAUGGAUUGCAAAAGCCUGCGAAAUAAACAACACUGUUCGUGGGAGCGCCUGAAAACAAACUCUAUCCUAAGUUUUAAACCUGUCGUUGUAAACCACGCCAUUUUUUGCUGGAUGUAAAUAAAUCACGCAUUGACAUUUCCAA
This is a messenger RNA of Anopheles stephensi (Asian malaria mosquito), 840 nucleotides long. RefSeq lists its product as uncharacterized. The transcript has 2 exons. Gene Ontology annotation, molecular function: protein binding; structural constituent of ribosome. NCBI's taxonomy places the organism in Eukaryota, Metazoa, Arthropoda, Insecta, Diptera, Culicidae. Gene Ontology annotation, biological process: translation. Gene Ontology annotation, cellular component: ribosome; cytosolic small ribosomal subunit. The coding region runs from base 165 to 560 and encodes 131 amino acids. The record is from RefSeq and is a predicted model, not a curated record.